Molecule: messenger RNA, 1173 nt
Organism: Auxenochlorella protothecoides
Lineage: Eukaryota; Viridiplantae; Chlorophyta; Trebouxiophyceae; Chlorellales; Chlorellaceae
Product: Serine/threonine-protein kinase Nek1
Exons: 6
Coding region: 1-1173 (390 amino acids)
Biological process (GO): protein phosphorylation
Molecular function (GO): protein kinase activity; ATP binding
Source: RefSeq, a predicted model, not a curated record
AUGGGAGGCCCGAACAUCUUCAAGAAGAUGCUGGCAAAGUCUUCGGCCAACAACAUGCUGGGUGCCAAGAACCUGGAGCUCGCCAAACAUUUCCGGCUGAUCAAGAAGUUGGGCCAAGGCGGCUACUCUACUGUGUACGAGGUGGAGCGCCUCUCAGAUAGGGGGCACUACGCGCUCAAGGUCACGAACAUCCAGGAGCUGAAGCCCUCGGUGGCGCAUGAGCACCCUCACCUGGUGCAGUACCAUGAGGCGUUCGUGGACCACGACAAGCUCUGCAUUGUCACCGAGCUCAUGCCCGGCGGCGACCUGGCCUCCAUCAUCAUGCUGCGCUACGAGCGCAUGCAGCGCUUCAGCGAGGGCGCCAUCUGGUCCAUGUUCCUGCAGAUCGCGGUGGCGGUGCAGUACCUGCACCACAACCACAUCAUGCACCGCGACCUGAAGCCGCAGAACGUGCUGGUGGGGGCGGACGGGUCGCUGAGCCUGGCGGACCUGGGCAUCGCGGAGAUCCUGGACCGCGUGUUCACGGAGACCAAGUCGGGCACGCCGCACUACAUGCCCCCGGAGUUCUGGCGCUUCGAGCGCUGCUCCUACUCGGGCGAUGUCUGGGCGUUGGGCUGCGUGCUGCACGAGCUGUGCGCGCUGCGCCCGCUCUUCCUCUGCCGGCAGCAGCAGGAGAUGGAGGCCAAGAUGCUGGGCGGCGCCUGGGAGCGCCUGCCGCGCCGCUACUCGGAUGGGCUCCAGGGCGUGGUGGACGCGCUGCUGACGGUGGACCCCGCGCGCCGCCCCACCAUGGACGAGCCGCUGCGCUCGCGCUGCGCCAGCUCCGGCUCGCUGGCCGACGACCUGGUCCCGCGCCUGCUGUCACACAUCCCCGCGCCCCUGCACCCCGACGCGCCUGGGGAGUGGGACGAGCUGAACGACGUGCUGCCGCCCGCGCGCUACGCCUCGGGCGGCGGCUCGCACGGCGGCGUGCCCCUGCCCGCGCCCACGCCCUUCCAGCUGGCCGCGAAUGGUCCUCGGCCGGCGCAGGGAGGCCCCCAGGCCAUGCCGGACCUGGGCCAGCUGCUGGGGCCCGCGGCCGGCCUGGGCGGCGUCAUGGCGCCCCAGGCGGGCACCCUCCCCCUGUCCCGCGACCUGGCCGCCGGCCGCAUGAGCAGGGGGGGCGCGCACUGA